Molecule: messenger RNA, 406 nt
Organism: Bursaphelenchus xylophilus (pine wood nematode)
Lineage: Eukaryota; Metazoa; Nematoda; Chromadorea; Rhabditida; Aphelenchoididae
Source: the annotation of a GenBank genome assembly
AUGUCUGAAGAAACAGAUUUUGAAGGAGAACGGCCUUCUACUAGCCAAGGAAUUAUUCAGGAGUUUGAUAUCGAUGCCGCAGCUAAAGAAAUUUUCGAAUCCGAUAAAAGCUUAAGGUAUCUGAUUGGUAAUCCAUUCCGAGAUCAUGAAACACACAAAUUAAGACGCACAGACCGGUGUUAUGUUAACAACGAAUGGUAUGUAUCUGGUAAGUUUAGUAUACGGCUUGCUUUGAUUUUAGGAUAUAUUGUGAGACGGAUAAACAAUUCGGAGGACGUCGUCUACUCGCAGAUUGUGAGUAUCUUCUGUGGAAGCAGUGGGUUUUUAGCUUCAUUGGUUGAUCUUGUUCUUGCCGACGGUUGUGAUGGUCAAUCAAAUCUGUUUAAGCCGGAGAAUUAUCAGUUAG